AUGGCUUUCCACAGCCUCUUUAUCCCUGUUAUACUUGCUUACACAGACACUCCGGUGCAGUGUGGAGCUCAAUCUAUCGACCUGGCCAUCCAGAUUUGUCCUGUUCUUUACACAGGAUAUAACGAGAACCUGCGGACUUUGAAACAAAUAACGGGCGUUUCGGGUUGUCAAGGGCUUGUUCUGAGUGCUCCGGGCUCUGGCGCUUCCUCAGACGUGUCCAGUACUCAGACGCUCAGCAUUACUGGCCAGGUUCAGUUCAGCAACGCACAGCUGAAGUAUUUGCACUCAUGUUCCUAUCCACUUGAACACCUGAUGAACAACACACAGGUUGAUGUGUAAUCCACCUCCAUUGCAGUGAGGGACAACAACGGGACAUUCAUCAGCACACUGAGCCUGCGGCUCUUCAAAGACAGCAACUACACCCUGCGUUUGAUUAUCCCUCCUCGGGGUGUUGAUCUGAGAACUGACAUUUGUGUUCAGGUCAUCGUUGCAAACCUCUCAACAGAGUAUAACGUGCUGUUGGAGAGAUGCUUCACCUCCAUCUCCCCACAACCAUCCAACUCCACCUUUCUUAAUCUUUUUGUCUCAUGUCGGAAGGACCAGCACACCACCGUGACAGAGAACGGCCAGUCCCAGCGUGCCCACUUCAGCUUCCCGGCUUUCCGCUUCACCGAGUAUCAGAAGCAGAUGGUGUCCACCUACCACCUCCACUGUGUCGUCAGGCUGUGUGAGCACAGCACCUGCAGGGAGUUCAGGCAGUGGAGGAGACGGAGGUGUGAGAAGGCAACACUGCGGGUAGAUAGCAUCUCAGAUUCCAUGUUCAUCGCCUCCUUGGCCAUCCUGACAUGAGCACCAUCAUGUAUGUCCAGCAGGUUUCAUUCAGCUCGAUUCAGUUCACGGGAGCAGCAUGUCCAUGCUGCUACAGUGGGACUGGGCAUCGCUGUGGUUACCCUCAUCCUAGUGAGCAUGAUUACUAUAGAUUCAGGAUGUCCUGCUAAUCGACAAUGGGGAGGGAGUGGCUUCCUGCAGGAUGUCCAGAUGGUACAGGACACCUGGACUACACCCUGGAGCGUGACCUUGCGUGGAAACAGCCUUGAUAAUCACCUACAGGUCCAUGCAAAGAGAACAGACAGAUGA
Molecule: messenger RNA, 1137 nt
Organism: Electrophorus electricus (electric eel)
Lineage: Eukaryota; Metazoa; Chordata; Actinopteri; Gymnotiformes; Gymnotidae
Product: zona pellucida-like domain-containing protein 1
Source: RefSeq, a predicted model, not a curated record